Molecule: messenger RNA, 594 nt
Organism: Empidonax traillii (willow flycatcher)
Lineage: Eukaryota; Metazoa; Chordata; Aves; Passeriformes; Tyrannidae
Product: zinc finger protein 239-like
Exons: 3
Coding region: 1-594 (197 amino acids)
Biological process (GO): regulation of transcription by RNA polymerase II
Molecular function (GO): DNA-binding transcription factor activity, RNA polymerase II-specific; RNA polymerase II cis-regulatory region sequence-specific DNA binding
Source: RefSeq, a predicted model, not a curated record
AUGGCGGCAGCGGGGGAGCGGGGGAGGAGGACGCUGCGCUGCGGUGUGAGAUCUGGCGGGGUCUGCGGCGAGAGCGGGGUUCUGGGGAUCCCCUCGGUCCCCAGGACCUUCCUGGACCCCAAAAGCUUCAGGGAGAGCUUGAAGCUCCUCAGGCACCAGCUCAUCCACACUGAAGAACGGCCCUACACGUGUAGGGAAUGUGGGAAGAGCUUCAGGACCAGCUCGCACCUGAUCCGACACCAGAACAUCCAUACUGGAGAACGGCCCUACACAUGUGGGGAAUGUGGGAAGACCUUCAGGCAGAGUUCCCACCUCCACAACCACCAGCUCAUCCACACUGGGGAACGACCCUACAAGUGCUUGGAAUGUGGGAAGAGGUUUCGUACCAGCGGGAAUCUCCUCCUUCAUGAGCGGAUACACACAGAGGAGAGGCCCUUCCGCUGCACCGACUGCGGGAAGGGCUUCAACCAGAACUCCCACCUCGUCACCCACCAGCGCAUCGACACCAGGGAGAGGCCCUACAAGUGUGGGGAGUGUGGGAAGAGCUUCAGCGACAGCUCCAACUUGACCAGACACCAACGGACCCACCAGUAA